Molecule: messenger RNA, 1860 nt
Organism: Akanthomyces muscarius
Lineage: Eukaryota; Fungi; Ascomycota; Sordariomycetes; Hypocreales; Cordycipitaceae
Exons: 2
Coding region: 1-1860 (619 amino acids)
Biological process (GO): regulation of transcription by RNA polymerase II
Cellular component (GO): SAGA complex
Molecular function (GO): transcription coactivator activity
Source: RefSeq, a predicted model, not a curated record
AUGCAGAAACAAAGCCGGAAUUCGACCCCCGCGCCGGCGGCGACAUCAUCACUGCCGCCGCAGGAGUUUUACGACCCCGACUACCUCAACACCCGUGUCAUCUUGUUCGCAAACCUCAACUACGACGACUUGGUCGACCAUGGCGCCUCAAACGCCACCGUACCCGACUCUAAAACCGUGGAUGCGAUGCUGGACAAGCUCAAGAGCCUCACCAACAUCAUGGAGAAGCGGUCCACUUUUUACGAUCGCGGCAUGCGACACCUAGCAGACGAGCGCAAGAACCGCCCGGAUGACUUUGAUCGCAUGCAUGUCGACGGAGAGACUGAAGGGAAGAAGUCAAAACCUAAGCGCAAGAAGGGUGAAGGUCAGGACGGCGAUCAAUCAUCUCCCGUCCGAGAUUCGAAACCAAAGCAUACUCGAGACGGCUCCGGCAGCUCCUCCCUGUCUCCAAAUGCCGCUGCCUCCCCUUCUGCUAUGGACGUGGAUAAGAAGGCUAAGAAGGAAAAGAAGGAAAAGGAUGGGGCAGAAGGAGAGGGAGACGAAGACGAAUCCAGCUCCGAGGAUGAAGGCGCACCCCCAAAGCGAGAAAUGCCUGCCGCGCAGACUUUUGGCGAUGACCCCUCUACAUUCCCCGAUCCAACCAUAUACGAGAUUCGCGACGUCUACCCGGGUAUGCCAGAGUCGCUGCGAAAGGAAAUUUACUCAGUUGCCGUCUACCCGCCUAGCGACCUCGCGGAUCUCAUUGCCGGUGAUCCUCCCGACAAGGACUUCAGCAACGCAAAGCCCAGCAGCCAAAUCAACUUUUCGACAUUCAAUACAUACAUUGAACCAUUUUUUAGGCCUUUUACUGAGGAAGAUCUCGGGUUUCUACGAGAACGCGGUGACCGAGCCUCGCCAUUUGUUAUGCCGAAACGAGGCAAGAGACACUACUCUGAGAUAUGGGCGGAAGAGGACGGCGCUAUGUCUGUGGACUCGCCGCAGCAAGGACGCGAUAAGCUCUCGCAAAACUUACCCCGCGGCAGCAUCGAGAACAUGAACGACGCUGUAGCUGAGACCGACGGACUUUCCAUUGGGCCCCUUGCAGCUCGCCUGUUACAGGCUCUGCGCCCGGAAAAUCGCCUGCAGGUCACAGAGGAAAAGGCCGUCACUAAUGGAGUCAAUGGCGACGUGAGCAUGAAUGGCGACGCUGACGACCAUGCGCCUGUGACCGACGAUAAGGCUUUGCCUCCAGCCACUUUUAUGACAGAAUCCUCUACGGAUGCGUGGAAGAAGGCAACUCAUCCAAAGAUGGAGUAUGCCCAGGUCGACGAACGGCUAAAGCAAGAACUCAGACACAUUGGCUUUCUGCCCCCAGAAGGAGACGCUGAUUAUGAUGGUCACUUCGACGACGAGGUUGCUGGCCGACUCCGGGUGCUGCAGACUCGCCUCAAGGAACAAAUGCUCAUCAACGGUGCUCGCAAAGCGCGACUUACCGAUCUCGUGCGCGAGCGCAUGGCCCACCAGGAAUACCAGACAAUCCUCGAAGACUUGGACUCUCAAGUGCAGGCUGCAUACUUGAAGAGAACUCGUACAAUGGGCAAGAGCAAAAAGGCAAAGCGACCUGGCGGUGCAGGCGGUGGCAGUCAUGCAGCCGGCGCCGCGGCGGGUAUGGCCCGCCCAGGCAUUGGCGAUCUCACCAAGACGCUGAUGGAGCGCCGCCGACGCUGGAUUGAUACUAUCGGAUCGGUCUUCGAGGAUGAGAGCCUGCGCAAGGUGCCUCGUGUGGAGGACGAAGGCAGCUCCAUUUUCAAAUCAGCCGAGAUGGCAGACCUCAUGAAGAAGGAAAAAGAACAAUGGGAUGAAGAUGUGGAGGAAGAAUGA